UACCAAGACCUGAUGUGAUUGGGUCAAAUUUUUAGUCUGUUAUUACUCUGUUGUCGGUGUUAGCCAUCAGAUACAGAUAUAAAAAAAUCUUUGGAGGUUAUGUGUAAGGUUGCUUGACAGUUUAUUUGUUGUUCUUUUUUAAUAAAUAGUGGUUUCUGGUUAAUAUUUACACAUCACUAAUAUUUGUUAUAAAAAUGGAUUCAGUAAACGGUUCUGAUCGUACAAUUACUGAAUUAAAAGCAGAUGGUAUUUUUAAAAAACCUAUAUUGAUAGGAAAAAUCGGUCGUUUGCCAAGAAAAAUGGUACAAACUACUUCCAAUGAGCCACCCGCACCUGUGGAAAACCAACAAAAAGAUGUUAUUGAGCAAAAUGUCGAAAAUUCUGUAUCAAAAGAGUCAUUAAUUGUUUCAGAAAACUUGGAAAUAGUGACAGAUCGGCAAACCACGGAUAAUAGUGUACCGUUACCUUAUAAAGAACCUUCAUGGUCUGGUUUACCCCAGUCAAAUGGAAAACAUUACGUUUUUGAAGUGUUAAAAAAUGGUGCUAUUAUAGAAACAAUCAAUUUAAUGGAACGAUCAUUUUGGGUAUUUGGAAGAUUACCUAGCUGUAAUAUUUCUAUGCAGCAUCCUACAAUAUCCAGAUAUCAUGCCGUCUUGCAAUAUAGAUAUCAAAGUACGGAAAGUGAUAGUUGCGGAUUUUAUAUUUAUGAUUUAGGAAGUACACAUGGUACAUUUUUAAAUAAAAACAGGCUUAAACCUAAAGUCUAUGCUAGGGUACAAGUUGGCCAUAUGCUCAAAUUGGGAUGUAGUACAAGAUCUUAUAUUCUUACUGGCCCUGAAGAUGAUGCAGAGCAAGAAUCUGAAUUUACAGUUACUGAAUUAAAGCAAAAGCGCGCUGAAGAGUUAUUAAAACGUGAAGAAGAAAUUAGAGAGGCAGAAAAACGAAAAGAAGAAAUGCGAAAGAAGGAAGAAGAAAGAGGAAUAGAUUGGGGAUUAGGGGAAGAUGCCGAUGAAGAAACUGAUCUAUCGGAGAAUCCAUUUGCGCAGACUACUAACGAGGAACUGUAUUUGGAUGAUCCGAAAAAGGCACUGCGAGGCUUCUUUGAGCGGGAGGGUUUGGAACUAGAAUACGAUUGUAACGAACAGGGGUUAGGUCAGUUUCUAUGUAAAGUUGAACUUCCCCUUGACGACGAAUUGGGUCGACCGAUAGUAGCUGAGGUUCUUCACAAGGGAAAAAAGAAAGAAGCUGUUGUGCAGUGUGCACUCGAAGCUUGUCGUAUAUUGGAUAGGCAUGGAGUGCUACGCCAAGCUAUACAUGAGUCUCGUAAAAGGAAGGCUAAAAAUUGGGAAGAAAAUGACUUUUAUGAUAGUGACGAAGACACGUUUCUUGACAGGACUGGUACUAUAGAAAAGAAACGUGAAAAGAGGAUGAAAGCUAAGGUUCCGGAAAAGGCAGAAACAUAUGAAAGCUUGCUUGAAAAAGAGAAAUCAAUUGCUGCGACAAUUGCGGAUCUAGAGAAGCGAAUAUUAGAAGCCCAAGAAAGAAGUAACAAUGAUAAUAAUUCCACUACUGAAGAAGACACACUGGAUUCAUUUAUGAAAGGACUGAAAGACACUAAGCCAGACAAACAAACAUUAAGUAAGCUGAAACUAGAACUGUCUAAAAUGAAGGAUGAGCACGCCAAAGUCAUAAGGUUGGCGAAUAUCGCAAAACCUGCAAGUUUACCAGAAUUAGUGCCCCAACAGCCAGUUCCAAGUACAAGCACCAGUAGCGAUGUGAAAAGUAAAAUUUUGCCAGUUAUCGGAAAAAGGAGGAAAGUUAAACUUCAGCUGCCAACUAGAUCCGCGGUUGAUCAAUCAGUUUCAAGUAUGGACGUUGAUGGAGAAGAAGAAGAAGAGGAAGAUGAGGAGAAAGUAGCAGAAAAUGAACACGAAGACGAGAAACCUGUUAGUAAUACUGAAACUCGUACAUCAGAGGAGCAGAAUAGUGGAAAUACAGCCCUGGAGGUGGAAGUUAACAGCGGAUCUUCUUCAAAUUCAUCGGAUGAAGAUUUAACAGAAACUGGUGAAUUUAAUACUAUAAAAUCCCUUCACAAUACUAUGACUUUCAAGAAAUUUGAAAAGAUACUUAAGAAAGGACUCCCGCCUUUAGCAGAUAAACAUCAAGAAAAGUUAGAGAAAAUACUGAACAAUCUCAAAAAAUUAGCUGCCAACGAAGACAGGAUGCACGUCGACUGGAAAAUGCUAGCAGCAAAAAAACGUAAAGUAAUGAAACUAAUAUCAGAUUUGAGGCACUGCGAACCCAAUGAGAAAUUGGAACAUAAAGUGUCCUCGGAAUUAAACAGGCUACUGACUGAGCUUAACAUAAUGACGGAACAAAAAUACAAGGUGAUCGACGAGGUAAAAAAGAUGGGCAAUGAAAUUAAAAAUAUAUCCGAGGCUAUCGACAAAGACUUCAAGGCUUAUAAAAAAGGAAUGUCGAAAUCUGUCGGGGAAGACACAGAAGCUUGUACGAGUUCUACUACAACUAUAAGUUCAGUCAGUGAAAAAUCUGAGCCCACAAGUACUAGUAGAAGUACUUCUAUAGAAGAAGAUACGGAAUCUGAUGUUGCGGAUUUGGAUGAACGUAAGAAAAAGAAAAAUCAAAGAAGGAUUCAGCACAGGCAAGAGAAAGCCGAACUUGAAAGGCAAAGGGGCUACGAAGAGGACGCAACGAGAGAAGAUUACAACAUGUGGGUUCCACCCUCGGACCAGACAGGUGAUGGACGGACUAGUCUGAACGAUAAAUUGGGGUACUGAAUACUUUUAAUUAACUGGUUAGUGUAUUUUACGUAUCAUAACAUGUAAUAGUUCAUAUUUGUUAAUAUUUUUUGUUAGAUUUAUAGCGGAGUAAGAAAAUAAAAUGCUAUUAAGUAAUCA
Messenger RNA from Anoplophora glabripennis (Asian longhorned beetle), 2918 nucleotides. RefSeq names its product kanadaptin. Lineage: Eukaryota; Metazoa; Arthropoda; Insecta; Coleoptera; Cerambycidae. The record is from RefSeq and is a predicted model, not a curated record. The transcript has 7 exons. Gene Ontology annotation, molecular function: protein binding; mRNA binding. The coding region runs from base 195 to 2798 and encodes 867 amino acids.